Molecule: messenger RNA, 1173 nt
Organism: Neltuma alba
Lineage: Eukaryota; Viridiplantae; Streptophyta; Magnoliopsida; Fabales; Fabaceae
Product: bidirectional sugar transporter SWEET3-like
Exons: 6
Coding region: 29-889 (286 amino acids)
Biological process (GO): carbohydrate transport
Cellular component (GO): membrane
Molecular function (GO): sugar transmembrane transporter activity
Source: RefSeq, a predicted model, not a curated record
CCUCUUAUUACCUAUCAAAGAACUAAAGAUGGCAGAGAGUUUUCGCAUGGCCGUUGCAGUUCUUGGGAACGCUGCUUCAGUAGCCCUUUAUGCUGCUCCAACGGUUACUUUCAAAAGGGUCAUAAGGAAGAAAAGCACAGAGGAGUUUUCAUGUCUUCCUUACAUCGUCGGACUCCUGAACUGUCUCCUUUUCACUUGGUAUGGCUUGCCUGUUGUGAGCUACGGAUGGGAAAAUUUCCCUCUGGUCACAGUCAAUGGCUUCGGGAUUGUUCUUGAGUUAUCUUACGUUCUCAUCUACUUCUGGUAUGCUUCCGCAAAAGGAAAGGUGAAGGUGGCCUUGACGGCGAUACCAGUUAUCGCAGUGUUUUGUAUCAUCGUUAUCGUCUCAACCUUUGCCUUCCAUGAUAGUCGACACCGAAAGCUUCUUGUGGGUAGCAUUGGCCUUUGUGUUUCAGUCGCAAUGUAUGCUUCUCCUCUGGUUGUCAUGAAGAAAGUUAUACAAACGAAGAGCGUGGAAUUCAUGCCAUUGCCAAUAUCGUUGUGCUCAUUCCUGGCUGGCGUCCUCUGGUUGACCUACGGACUUCUGAUCCGUGAUAUAUUCGUUGCGGGACCAAGCGUGGUUGGUGUUCCCUUGGCCAUUCUGCAGCUUGUACUACACUGCAAGUACUGGAAAAGAAAAGUUACAGAAGAACCAAACGGUCUGAACCUGGAAAAGGGAGAUGUGGCGGUAGAAAAGGAAGGCUCAGAAAUGGUGGAUUUGGAAAAAGGAGAAUUGGAAAUGAAGAUGACAAAUGAUCCAAGCAUAGGCUCAGAAAUAAUGGCGGAUGUGGAAAAAAGAGGACCAGAAAUAACGAACAUGACAAAUGAUCCAAGCAAGAUCAACUCCUAAUCAACGACGACAAGGCUGAAAAGUUUAGAAAAUUUUGCCCAGAUAUUGGGUUUCAUGUUUGGGUCCCCCAAAAUAAAGAUGUCUUCUUUAUUUUUCAGAGCUAGUCAGCUAGUAUUUUCAUCACUGUAUUUAUCCCAUAAAUUCAGUGUCCUCCCUAAUACAAGAAGUCAUGCCUAGUUUCCCUGAGAACUGGUUUUGCCACCCCGCUCAAGUUUCCGACGCAUGGCUUGCUUGUAUUACGGAGUAUACUUGCCAAAUAAUAUCAAUGACAUUCAAAUUCUACA